Rotaria socialis is the source of this 1083-nucleotide messenger RNA. The record is from the annotation of a GenBank genome assembly. Lineage: Eukaryota; Metazoa; Rotifera; Eurotatoria; Philodinida; Philodinidae.
AUGUACUCGAACAUCAACAGUGAAAAUAAUGUACAAUUGCGAUUCAUGAACAUUGAGAAACCGAUGACACGAAGGUUAACUCCCCUUGGCGGUUACGCUCACUUGCCUCUGGUUACUCUUGAAGAAGCUGUGGGUCACCUUGAUUUAGUCGUCCCAAAAAUUCAACACAUGGCUUACAUAGCAAAGGAAUAUGCUGCUAAUCUAAACGAUGAAUUGUCGAUUGAUCAAUCUGCCGCUAUUGUGCUAUAUACUUUAGAAUGGCUUCCACAUGAAACAUCGUUCUUCUUCAUUCUUAAUAAAACAUUGCGUUUGGAAAAUAGAAACGCUCUAACGCCUUGGCUACAUUACCUUAAAUUACUAUUUACCGCACUAUGGCAUCUACCAACAAAAAAAGGUACCGUAUACCGUGGAACGAGAGACUUGCAAACAAUCUUUAGAAAAGGGCAGCGAAUCACUUGGUGGUGUUUUACAUCUUGUACGACCGUAGCAGAUACACUACAAAGUGAUCAAUUAUGUGGCACAAGUGGGAACAGAACAAUAUUUAACAUUGAUUGCUAUUCAGCGAAAGAUAUCAAACACCAUUCAUACUUUAAGUCAGAAAAUGAAGUUCUUUUGUUACCUGGGACAGAAUUCAUUGUCGUUGCAGUAUUGGACUUGGGUCAUGGUCUUACAAAUGUUCAAAUGAAAGAGAUUGAACCUAAAUUUCCUAAUCGUGAACUAAUAUAUGUAUCAAAAGCUAAAGUCAUUGCACCAAAUCCUAGUAUAUCAAUGAGUUCUCGUCAACCAACACCAGCACCGAUAUCCAAUAGAAAGAAUUCCAGUUCAUCACAGAUCAGCAAUCCUGGUGAACAACCCAAAAACGCAUGGUUCAACGACUCAGAUAAGCCUAAACAUGCAACAGCAGUUAUUAUUCUGGUGACAAUUACUUCAUUGAUUGCUUUGGGCAUUUCAUUAAUGGCAAUCAUAGUUGGAGCAAGAGGUCAGUAUGAGUGCAAUAUUCAGUCAUGGAUACCGAAAUGGUUAAUUGGUCUCGGUGUAUCUGGACUUGCUUGCACAAUUGCGCUAAUAAUUAUCGUGAGUUGA